This is a messenger RNA of Lolium rigidum, 3191 nucleotides long. Its product is annotated as beta-galactosidase 6-like. The transcript is spliced from 17 exons. Gene Ontology annotation, cellular component: vacuole; cell wall. Gene Ontology annotation, biological process: carbohydrate metabolic process. Gene Ontology annotation, molecular function: carbohydrate binding; beta-galactosidase activity. The coding region runs from base 278 to 2845 and encodes 855 amino acids. Lineage: Eukaryota; Viridiplantae; Streptophyta; Magnoliopsida; Poales; Poaceae. The record is from RefSeq and is a predicted model, not a curated record.
UCUCUGCUCCAUUCAGCCCCGUUCCGCCCGGGAAGCCACGGAGCCACACACCGAGGCACCGAGCUAGCUAGCUACCUCAAUUUUCUCUCUUCUUUUUCCUCACCGCCCCCCACCGAGCAACUCCAACUCCUGCUCGUCGUCCUCACUCCACUACCGCUAGUGCGGUGGCCGCGCCAGCUUCACUAGAACAGCCCAUAAUCCCGGAAGGAAGCUACGCUGCCGUCGUAGCUGCUAGCUCCUGUUCGUGAUCCUUCCGGGGGGCGGCAACAAAGAAGCAAUGGCGGCAGUCGGCGCGCAGCUGGCUGCGGCGGCCUUGCUCCUCGCCGCGGCGCUCUGCCUGUUGCUGGCGGGGCCGUCGGCGGCGACCAACGUGACGUACGACCACCGCGCGAUCGUCAUCGACGGCGUGCGCCGCGUGCUCGUCUCCGGCUCCAUCCACUACCCGCGGAGCACCCCCGACAUGUGGCCGGGGCUGAUGCAGAAGGCCAAGGACGGCGGCCUGGACAUCGUCGAGACCUACGUCUUCUGGGACGUCCACGAGCCCGUCCGGGGACAGUACGACUUCGAGGGCAGGAAUGACCUGGUGAGGUUCAUCAAGGCCGCCGCCGACGCCGGCCUCUACGUGCACCUCAGGAUCGGCCCCUACGUCUGCGCCGAGUGGAACUACGGAGGCUUCCCGCUAUGGCUGCACUUCAUCCCGGGGAUCAAGUUCCGCACCGACAACGAGCCUUUCAAGACGGAGAUGCAGCGGUUCACGGAGAAGGUGGUGGCCACAAUGAAGGGGGCGGGGCUGUACGCGUCGCAGGGCGGGCCGAUCAUCCUGUCACAGAUCGAGAACGAGUACGGAAACGUCGCCGUCAACUACGGCGCAGCAGCGAAGCCCUACAUCCGGUGGGCGGCCGGGAUGGCCGUCGCGCUCGACACCGGCGUGCCGUGGGUCAUGUGCCAGCAGACCGACGCGCCGGACCCAAUCAUCGACACAUGCAACGGGUUCUACUGCGACGCGUACAAGCCCAACUCCAACAGCAAGCCCACGCUGUGGACCGAGAACUGGAGCGGAUGGUUCCUCUCCUUCGGCGGCGGCGUGCCGUACCGCCCCACCGAGGACCUCGCCUUCGCCGUCGCGAGAUUCUACCAGCGCGGCGGCACAAUGCAGAACUACUACAUGUACCACGGAGGGACCAACUUCGGCCGGAGCUCCGGAGGGCCAUUCAUCGCCACGAGCUACGACUAUGACGCUCCGAUCGACGAGUACGGUCUAGUAAGACAGCCGAAGUGGGGUCACCUCAGGGAUGUGCACAAGGCAAUAAAGAUGUGUGAACCUGCACUCAUAGCAACUGAUCCAUCAUACAUGUCCCUUGGUCAAAAUGCUGAGGCGCAUGUAUACAAGACUGGUUCGGUAUGUGCGGCAUUCCUCGCCAAUAUCGACGACCAAUCUGACAAAACUGUCACCUUCAACGGCAAGGCAUAUAAACUCCCUGCGUGGUCUGUCAGCAUCCUUCCUGACUGCAAGAAUGUGGUGCUUAACACUGCUCAGAUCAAUUCUCAAGUGACAUCUACACAAAUGAUAAACAUGGCUUCCAGCACUCAAGCGUCUGACGAUUCGUCAAUCGAAGCGGAACUCGCUUCGUCUGGCUGGAGCUACGCCAUAGAACCCGUUGGUAUCACAAAGGAAAAUGUCGUGACAAAACCUGGACUGAUGGACCAGAUAAAUACCACGGCAGAUGCCAGCGACUUCCUGUGGUACUCAACAAGCGUCAUCGUUAAUGGUGGUGAGCCCUAUCUGAAUGGUAGUCAGUCCAAUCUUCUUGUCAACUCACUUGGGCAUGUUGUUCAGGUCUACAUCAAUGGCAAAUUGGCAGGCAGCGGCAAGGGUAGUGCUAGCAGCUCCUUGAUCUCAUUGACAACACCAGUUACACUUGUACCUGGGAAAAAUAAAAUAGAUCUUCUCAGCACAACAGUUGGCCUCACGAACUAUGGUGCAUUCUUUGACCUGGUUGGUGCUGGAAUUACUGGUCCAGUAAAGCUGAGUGGACCAAAAGGUGCGCUGGAUCUAUCUUCUACAGAUUGGACAUACCAGAUUGGACUCAAAGGGGAGGACUUGCAUCUGUAUAAUCCUUCAGAGGCCUCUCCAGAAUGGGCUUCCGAUAACGCUUACCCAACUAAUCAACCAUUGAUCUGGUACAAGACCAAAUUUACAGCUCCUGCAGGCGAUGAUCCUGUUGCCAUAGACUUCACGGGAAUGGGAAAAGGUGAGGCUUGGGUGAACGGGCAGAGCAUUGGUCGCUACUGGCCAACAAAUCUCGCGCCGCAAAGCGGCUGCGUCAAUUCAUGCAACUACAGAGGACCUUAUACUUCAAGCAAAUGCUUGAAGAAAUGUGGGCAACCAUCACAAACUUUGUAUCAUGUACCCCGCUCGUUUCUCCAACCAGGCAGCAAUGAUCUAGUCCUUUUCGAGCAGUUUGGUGGUGACCCAAGCAAGAUAUCCUUCACGACUAAGCAGACAGCAAGCGUAUGUGCACACGUGUCCGAGGAUCAUCCUGACCAAAUCGAUAGCUGGAUCUCUCCCCAGCAGAAGCUGCAGAGGUCUGGGCCAGCACUUCGUCUGGAGUGCCCCAAAGCAGGCCAGGUCAUCAGCAGUAUCAAGUUCGCAAGCUUCGGGACACCAAGUGGCACCUGUGGGAAUUACAACCAUGGUGAAUGCAGCAGCUCUCAAGCUCUAGCGGUUGCUCGGGAGGCAUGCGUUGGGGUGAGCAGUUGCAGUGUGCCAGUGUCAGCUAAAUACUUUGGAGAUCCAUGUACAGGAGUCACAAAAAGCCUUGCGGUCGAAGCUGCAUGCUCUUGACCUUAAGAAAAAAAAAUUGUUAGUAGGAGGUAAAAGCAGAUUGAGGGGGUGAAACCAAAAUCCUCCUCUGUGUAGACAAGCAGGCAAGAAAGAAUAAUUGUUCCAGAAAUGCUGGUCAAAUGGAAUAAAAUAAUCCCAAAUCUAUUGGAGCAGAGCAAGCCAUUAAAUUGUAUGCUUGGAGUGAGUUGUACUUGUUAGCAUGACAAUUCUAUAUAUUUUUACAAUGUAUUCUUUUACAAUUUUAGAGAUAAUUCAAUCAACACAAGCAUAUCUCUGUCUGUUGAAUGUAAAGGUUCGUCAAACCGACUCUCCUGCUAAAUACAGAGCUCAUGUGCGACCAGAGUCA